Choloepus didactylus (southern two-toed sloth) is the source of this 4191-nucleotide messenger RNA. RefSeq names its product AT-rich interaction domain 3B (gene ARID3B). Lineage: Eukaryota; Metazoa; Chordata; Mammalia; Pilosa; Megalonychidae. Gene Ontology annotation, molecular function: DNA binding. The coding region runs from base 182 to 1873 and encodes 563 amino acids. The transcript has 9 exons. Gene Ontology annotation, cellular component: nucleus. Gene Ontology annotation, biological process: regulation of transcription by RNA polymerase II. The record is from RefSeq and is a predicted model, not a curated record.
CCCCAGGCUGCGGAGGAGGCAGAGACGCAGCUGCCGCGCCGGGGCUGGAGCUGCUGCCUCCUCCACCGCGGGCAGACCCGGAGCGCCCCGCACAGUCAUUUAAGGUUUAGACCCACUGUGCUUGCUGGGCUAUGCCCAGGUCCAGAGCCAUGCCAAACAGGGAGUGAAGCUUGAGGCAGUGAUGGAGUCUCUGCAGCAGCAGCAGCAGCAGCAGCAGCAGCAAAAGCAGCAAAAGCAGCUGCACCUGGCUCCUCUGCAGAUGGAUGCCAGGGAGAAGAAGCAGGAACAACAGAUGAGAGAAGCCCAGUUCUUAUAUGCCCAGAAGCUGACCACACAGCAGGCUCUUCUUUCUGCCACAACUGGGAGGCCUUCUGGCAACCCUGCCCUGGGUCCCUUAGCCAGAAUUCCACCAGCCACAGUGGCUGCCCGAGUUUUUGAACAGAGCAAUGUGAACUCAGAGCCUGAGGAAGAAGAAGGAGGUUUGGAAGAUGAGGAUGGGGAUGAUGAAGAUGCAGAGGUGGCUGAGAAAGAGGCCCAGGCUGCUUCAAAAUAUUUUCCUGUGCGGAAAACGACUUGCCCAGACCCCAGGGUGGUGCCAAUGUCCAGUCUCCUCCCAGCACCAGGGACCCCAUCUCAUGGACAGCAGGCUAAAGAAGACCAUACCACAGAUGCUUCCAAGGCCCCACCUGCUUCAGUCUCUGUAUCUGGGCAGCCGAGCUGGAAUCUGGAUGAGCAGCUCAAGCAGAAUGGUGGUUUGGCCUGGAGUGAUGAUGUGGAUGGAGGCCGGGGAAGAGAGAUCUCUCGAGAUUUUGCCAAGCUGUAUGAACUGGACAGUGAUCCUGAAAGGAAAGAGUUCCUGGAUGACCUCUUCAUCUUUAUGCAGAAGAGGGGGACCCCCAUCAACCGAAUCCCCAUCAUGGCCAAGCAGAUCCUCGACCUGUACAUGCUGUAUAAGCUGGUGACGGAGAAGGGCGGCCUGGUGGAGAUCAUCAACAAGAAGAUCUGGAGGGAGAUCACAAAAGGCCUGAACCUGCCCACAUCCAUUACCAGUGCUGCCUUCACUCUGAGGACCCAGUACAUGAAGUAUCUGUAUGCCUAUGAGUGUGAGAAGAAAGCUCUGAGCUCCCCAGCUGAGCUCCAGGCAGCCAUCGAUGGCAACAGGAGGGAAGGCCGGCGGCCCAGCUACAGUUCCUCCCUCUUUGGCUACUCACCCACUACUGCUACUGCUGCUGCCACUGGGGCCACUAUCCUGCUCUCCCCACCCAAGAUCCGCUUCCCCAUCGUCGGGCUUGGCUCCAGCAGUGGCACCAAUGCCAGUAGCCCUCGGAUAUCCCCAGCAACCACUCUCAGGAAAGGUGAUGGAAUCCCAGUGACAACAGUGCCUGUGCCAAAUCGCCUGGCUGUGCCUGUGGCCUUGGCAGGUCAGCAGGCCGGUACCCGGUCUGCCACGCUGGAGCAGCUGCGGGAGCGGCUGGAGUCAGGGGAGCCAGCUGAGAAAAAGGCUUCGAGGCUGUCCGAGGAGGAGCAGCGCCUGGUGCAGCAGGCGUUCCAGCGCAACUUUUUCAGCGUGGCCCGGCAGCUCCCCAUGAAGAUCAGGAUCAACGGCAGGGAAGACAGAUCAGAGGCCUCGGCUGCAGCCCUGAACUUGACCACAAGCAGCAUUGGGAGCAUUAACAUGUCUGUGGACAUCGACGGCACCACCUACACAGGUGUGCUCUUUGCCCAGAAGCCUGUGGUCCACCUCCUCGCAGGAUCUGCCCCCCAGAGCAUCAGCAGUAGCACCGGCAGCAGCAGCAGCUCGCAUUGCUCGCCAAGUCCUACCUCAUCCCGGGGCACCCCCAGUGCAGAGCCCUCCACCAGCUGGUCCCUCUGACAGGCAGGACCCAGCCUCCUUCUCCUCACUCUCCUGUCGAGAGUGAAGGAAAUUGAUGCACAGAAUUUACCUCAUCUCAUGGAGCCCAUGUCGAACACCGUUUGGCCAAACAUUGAGGGUUUGGACAUGUCUGUCUGUCCAGGCUCCAUUCUGGUCCUGCUAUACUCCGGGGGCAGGGAGGGGCUGGAGGGGCAGGACAGGGCAGCGUUGUCCAAUCAGGGAUUGUCCUGGAGAACUGGGCAGGGGUCUGUGGGUGGCCAGCAUCCUCCAGGGUUCCCAGGCCACCUCCCAUCCUGGGGCACAGUGUAUCGACAAUCUGUAAGCCGACACAAGGCCCCCCACAGCCCUUUCCCUUUAAUUUAUUUCCCUUCCCCUGCCUUCUGCCAUGAUCCCAGGGUCACUGGUCACUUUCCCUGAUCAAUCUCCAAAUAUUCAACUCUCACGUGGGGCUGCCAAGAGCCAAGAGCAUGCCUUCAUGGCCCUUCUCUGCUGAGUAUGGGAUAGUCCUCCUACCCUGUCUUGACUACCGCUUUUGGUUUCUGGGGUCCCUCAAAUUCAAGAGUUGAACCAGUCCUCAGGGCCCUGUCUCCCUCUUUUAAUGGUACCAAGAGAGAGCACACGAGGUCAGUCUUCAAGCCCCAGGGCAUCCUGGGUAACUGCUGACGGGGAGACAGAGCCUCGGGGUGCCCAAGCCUUGGCACCAAUUUUACACUGACCCUCUUCUGAACUUCCCAGACCUCAUGCUCCCCACUCACCCUUGUAGGUCAGCUCUCCCAAGAAUAGCCCACUUGUCCCUUGGGCCCACCCUUCUCACGAGGCCAGCUCAGCCCCCACUUCUCCCAAACCUGUCAAUGUCAGGUUCAUUGAAAUACCUCAGAUUUGUAAUUGUUGAUGUUUGAUUCUUCAGGAAGUAUUUGCAUCUCUGAAAUCUUUUUUAUAUGGUUUUGCUGACUUUUUUUUUUUUUUUUUUUUUUUAAGAUUUUUUAUUAUUAUUGUAGUACCAAAGAAAUGAAAGCAGAUCACCCCCAAAGCCAACCAAGUGACUUGGUACCCAGCCCCUCUGUCCUUUCCUAAGACCCCAGAGAGGAGGCAGGGGAGGCAGCAGGAGAGAUGACUCAGGGAUCACGGUGGCGGGGAAGGAGGUAGAAUGGAGAGAACUGCUCUCACAGGGUCGGGUCCUGAAACCCCACCUUUUCUGAAGAUAGUCCUUGACCCGUUUCCUGCCAAAGCGGGGCUUGUGCCAGACUCCUACCCCAACUCACCAAUAUGGGGGCAGGACAGGUCCCCCUCCCUCAACAUUCCCCCCUCAGAAUGUGAGCAGGCUGGAAGGCCCUGUCCCUUGCUGGCCUUGCCAGAAGUCGAGCUGCCCUGAUGAAGGAGGAGAUGCUGAGAAUACCCGGUCUCUCCUCUUGGACCUUGGGGUGGAGUGGAUUGCUCCUAUGUUGUGAAGAAAAGAUGAUUUUUGUGCAAGGCUUGCCGCUUUAUUGUGUAAGCCCUGAAGUGUUCAGUAGAACACAUCCACUGUGAUGCCAUAGGGCUGUGGUGGUGGCAGACCCCGCUGGCACAAGCCCAAGGCAUAGCUAACAUUUAAUCCUGUCUGGGAAAGGAAAGGGAUAUCAAAAGCUUUCACACAAAACAGAUACCUCAGCCUGUUGAAGCUGCACCUCUGCUGGACUGCAUAUUCUCUCUGUCCCCCGUCCCCCAAACCCUUCACACACAUACGCUGUCACUACCCCACCCAUAGGGCUGACCCUCUUCUGGCCUCAGAGGCCUUAGCCACCAGGCAAGCACAGGGCCUGGGCAGAGGAAGGGCAUCUGGGAUCUGGUGCCAGGGAGAGGCCUGGCCGGCCGGCCCUGAGCCCACUUGAAUAUCUCGGACAUUUGGCCAGUGCAUCUUUCUCAGGGCUUGGUCAUGGAGGAUAGACUCUUCCCAUCCAGAGGGUGCAGGGACAGCACACUGUGUCUUUGUGGUCUUUGGGUCCUUCCCCUUUCCCUGGGCAGCUUGCCCAGCCUCACCCUCUGAGCAAACCCUUGCUGCCCGAGAGUGGGGGUACCAGCAGGUGCCCCAGGAAUGGGCCCCUGGCCCAGGAGGUGCUUUCGCUGAAGGGUCAGUCGUGACGAGUGCAUGGGAGGCAGUGGGCCGGGGCAGUUCUGUCCCCGCUUAACCAGAAAAAAUGUGAUAGCACAUGGGUAGCUAGGCAGUGGAUAAAUACCUCAGACGUCUUCUUGCAGCAAGUGUCUGUAUAUGUUGUGGUUAUUUUCUAUUUUACACGUUCUCGAAUGUUUAUAUUUCAAUAAACCUCUACCUCUUCACAUAA